This is a messenger RNA of Calidris pugnax (ruff), 2670 nucleotides long. It is a transcript of the gene HDGFL2, whose product is annotated as hepatoma-derived growth factor-related protein 2. Gene Ontology annotation, biological process: regulation of transcription by RNA polymerase II. Gene Ontology annotation, cellular component: nucleus. NCBI's taxonomy places the organism in Eukaryota, Metazoa, Chordata, Aves, Charadriiformes, Scolopacidae. The record is from RefSeq and is a predicted model, not a curated record. The transcript is spliced from 16 exons. The coding region runs from base 1 to 2322 and encodes 773 amino acids. Gene Ontology annotation, molecular function: transcription coregulator activity; double-stranded DNA binding.
AUGGCUGACCUGGCCACCGAGAGGACUCGGUCCUUCCAGGAGAGCCUUGGCACUGCCGGCGUCUGCAACCCCUCCUGCUUUUUAGCUCGCUUGCUCUUUUGGGGGAAGGCUUCCCCCCCUUGCCCCGAAGACCUCCCCAGCACGCAGGGGAGCCCCCCUGCUCACCCCGAGAUCCCCCCCUCUGCCUGCGGCUCUGCCUGCAGCCCCGACCACCUGGAGCGGACGGACGGGCACCCGGAGCCGGCAGUGGGAAGAAGACGGGGUGGCCCGUGCAUCCCGCAGGCAGUGGGAGGGACCCUCGUGCGUGGCGAGGUCCCCGUCCGGGUGCUUUCUUGCCGUGCUUGCCUCCCCAAGUGGGUGCGGGUGCCGGAGGCCGACGCCGGGGUUGCCGUGCCUGGCAGAGGACAUGCUCAAGCCGCUCCUCUCUCUGACCACCUCCUGCUUUGGGUUUACUUUCAGAUCGAUGACAUCGCGGACGGCGCCGUGAAACCCCCACCGAACAAGUACCCCAUCUUCUUCUUCGGCACCCACGAGACUGCCUUCUUGGGGCCUAAAGAUCUCUUCCCUUAUGAAAAAUAUAAAGACAAAUAUGGGAAACCAAACAAGAGAAAAGGCUUCAACGAGGGCUUGUGGGAAAUCCAGAACAACCCCCACGCCAGUUACAGUGCCCCUGCGCCCGCCAGCUCCUCUGACAGCGACGUUCCCGAGAACGACCCGAUGGGGGGAAGCGACGCGGGGGAUGACGAAGAAGACUCCGCCAUGGCCGCGGUCACCGCGGAGAAGAUGGAAAGCGACGAGGACUCGGACCGAGGCAGCGACCACAGCGGGCUCAAGCGAAAAUCGCUGGCCAUGAAGAUGCCAGUGGCAAAACGGCCUCGGAAAUCCUCCAGUGACCUGGAUCAGGGCAGCCCCUCCCUGACAGAAGAGGAGAACUCGGAAUCAUCUUCUGAGUCGGAAAAAAACAGUGACCAGGACUUCACUCCUGAGAAGAAGCCAGUGGCCAGGGCUCCCCGGAGGAUGCCAGCGGCGGGGAGGAAGAAGAAGAAAGUGGAGUCGGGCUCCGACUCAGACUCCAAAGUGGACUCGGAUUCGGAAAUGGGAAAUGCAACUGUGGACAUGACCAAGUCAGACUCCAACUCGGAUUCGGACUCGGAUGUCUCUGUGAAGAAGGCUCCGCGGGGCAGGAAGCCAGCUGAGAAACCCCCUCCCAAGCCCCGUGGCAGGAAACCGAAGCCCGAGCGUGUCCCGACCAGCUCCAGCAGUGACAGUGACAGCGACAGCGACGUGGAUCGCAUCAGCGAGUGGAAGAGGCGAGAUGAAGAACGACGGCGGGAGCUGGAGGAGAAGAGGAAGAGGGAGCAGGAGGAAGAGAUCCGUCGGCUCCGGGAGCAGGAGAAGGAGGAGAAAGAGAAGAGGAAGGAGAAAGCAGAGAAGGGUGAGGAGGUGCACUCGGACUCGGACAGCAGCGCGGAGGAUGAAGUGGCCAAAAAAGGACGGAAAGGCCGAGCCAAGGCCCCGUCCUCCUCAGACUCUGAACUGGAGCUGGAGAAAGAGGUAAAGAAGCCGGCGAAGAAGCAGCCCUCGGAGUUGUCAAGGAAACCAAAUCAGAAGGAGAAGAGGGGCCGAGCAGAGGAGAAACCACGGAACAAGCCUUUGAAAGUGGAACGAGGCCGAAAGAAAUCGGACAUGAUCCCCGAGAGGAGGAUGGAGAAGAAAAAGGAGCCCACAGUCGAAGAGAAACUUCAGAAACUUCACAGUGAGAUCAAGUUUGCCCUGAAGGUGGAUAAUCCGGACAUCAAGAGGUGUCUGAAUGCGCUGGAGGAGCUGGGCACGCUCCAGGUCACCUCUCACAUCCUCCAGAAGCACACUGAUGUGGUGGCCACGCUGAAAAAGAUCCGUCGUUACAAAGCCAACAAGGACGUGAUGGAGAAAGCUGCUGAAGUCUACACCCGGUUGAAGUCGCGUGUCCUGGGACCAAAGAUGGAGGCAAUCCAGAAAGCCAACAAAGCCGGGCCCGAGAAGGACAAGGGGGAGGUGGAGAAGGGCCAGGAGAAGCUGUCGGGAGGGGAGACGCGGAACGAGAAGGGGGAAGAGGAGACAAAUGCUGACUUAUCAGGUCCUGUGAAUGGAGAAUCCCUGUCCCAAAAAGCAGAGGGCACAGAGGAGGAGGACAAAAGCCAAGGAGCCGGAGAGCCGGAGGGACCCACCGAGGAGACCCAUAACAACAGCGUGCAGGACUAUCCCAAGGGCGAGCGAGCGGGGCCGGAGCGGGAGAGGGCUCGCGGGGAGUCGGAGGCUGUGGAUGAUGGGGAGGAGAGCUGAGGAGGAGGAGGAGGAAGCAGCAGAGGGGCUGCCAAGGGAGACCAGCCUCUGCCUCCUCCCCUGCUGGAGUCACUUCACUAAGUCACGCCGUAGCUGAUGUCCUAGGUCUUGUCCUGUGCCCCCCCCGGCCCCACGAGAGCACCCAUCGCUGGGGGGAGGGGGGGCUGUGCUGGUUGUCUGUAUUUGUCCCCUCUUUUAUUUUUUUUAUUUUGGUUUGUUGUUUUUUUUUUUGUUUUUUUUUUUUCUCUGUUCUUUUUUUGGUUUGUUUUGUUUUUUUCUCCUCCUACCUAAUUUCUCGUGAUUUCAACCGACAUGAAAUGAAUAUAAAGGGUUUUUUAAUGAAAAACA